UUGACACCUGAUCUCUGGCAGAAGAAAGAUUUCUUUCUUGAUGUAUCAUUUAAUCCCUUUGAUUGUGGAUGCCAGCUGGAAUGGUUCAGAGUGUGGAUAGAAAACAACAAACAGAGAGCGAUUGGGUACCCAAAAAACUAUAUUUGCAAUUCUCCAUCUGAGUUAAAGGAGAAAAGCCUAUCAAACUUUGAUCCAGUUUCGGAGUGUCACAAAAUAAAUCCGUAUAUCAUUUUAGCCUUUAUUUCCUGUGGACUUUUGUCAGUUCUGAUUUUCACUACAGUUCUUUUGAGAAAAUUUCGCUGGGAUAUCAAAUAUUAUAUAUACAUUUGCAAAAAUAGAAAACCAUCGGGAUACAAAAGGUUUACAAAUGAUGAAGAAUUUUUAUAUGAUGCUUUUAUUGCUUACAACACAAACGACAGAAAAUGGAUCAUGUCGGAACUGGUUCGAAUGCUUGAAAGAAACCACAAAUAUAAACUCUGCCUACACGAAAGAGAUAUCAUUCCAGGGGGAGUUUAUGUAGAGGACAUUCUCGAAAGUAUCGACACGAGCAGGAAGUUAAUGUUGGUUCUCUCCAAUAAUUUUUUGGAUGAUCAGUGGUGUAAGUAUGAAACAGCUCUGGCGAGUCACACCCUGGCAGACGGGGACGGUCAUAAGCUUUUUCUAGUGUUGUUGGAGGAUAUUCACUCCGAGCACAUCAACAGGUCCCUGAAAGUGCUCCUCAAGUCUAUACCUCAUGUCGAGUGGACGGAAAAUAAAACGGGGCAGAGAAUGUUCUGGGAGACAAUCAAGAAAUUCAUGGACAGUAAUUGAAAUGCAACAUACAUGUACU
This is a messenger RNA of Saccostrea cuccullata (small rock oyster), 829 nucleotides long. RefSeq names its product toll-like receptor 2. The record is from RefSeq and is a predicted model, not a curated record. Gene Ontology annotation, biological process: toll-like receptor signaling pathway; immune response; inflammatory response. Gene Ontology annotation, cellular component: plasma membrane. The transcript has a single exon. Gene Ontology annotation, molecular function: transmembrane signaling receptor activity. The annotation marks the transcript as partial. Lineage: Eukaryota; Metazoa; Mollusca; Bivalvia; Ostreida; Ostreidae.